Molecule: messenger RNA, 417 nt
Organism: Hyaena hyaena (striped hyena)
Lineage: Eukaryota; Metazoa; Chordata; Mammalia; Carnivora; Hyaenidae
Gene: LY6G6D
Product: lymphocyte antigen 6 family member G6D
Exons: 3
Coding region: 1-417 (138 amino acids)
Biological process (GO): acetylcholine receptor signaling pathway
Cellular component (GO): external side of plasma membrane
Molecular function (GO): acetylcholine receptor inhibitor activity
Source: RefSeq, a predicted model, not a curated record
AUGAACUCCCCAGUUGUCGGGGUCCUGCUUGGCACCCUGCUGGGGACUGCCUUGGGAAACUAUAUGAGGUGCUAUGACUGCAAAGGAGGCCCUAGCAGCUCCUGCAAAGAAACCGUGGCCACCUGCAGGGAAGGAGAGCGGUGUGGCUUCCUGGAGCGCAAACCCCAGCCAAGCCUGGGACAGAACAAGCUAUCUGGAAACCCCUCAGUGACCUUGAUUCAUCACUAUCCAACCUGCGUGGCGGCCCAUCAUUGCAAUCAAGUGGAAACAGAGUUGGUGGGAGAUGUGACUUACACAACCCACAGAGACUGCUGUGUCGGAGACCUGUGCAACAGCGCCGUGGCAAACACUGUGGCCCUGCCAUGCUUCCUGGCUACAACAGUUACCACACUGGCCUGGCUUUUGCCAGUAUUGUAA